Molecule: messenger RNA, 1284 nt
Organism: Talaromyces marneffei
Lineage: Eukaryota; Fungi; Ascomycota; Eurotiomycetes; Eurotiales; Trichocomaceae
Exons: 2
Coding region: 1-1284 (427 amino acids)
Source: RefSeq, a predicted model, not a curated record
AUGUCGACCACAGAAGAAAAGUCCACCGGCGACUAUCGCCAAUACCUUCCGGACCUGGGUAUUCCGCGUUUCACGACUAUGAAGACUCAGGAUGCGCACGAGUACGCUCAUGCAUUCAAGACGAAGCGCAUUCCUCCUUGGCUAUAUGCUCUAUUUGAGCAUUGGCGGGACUUGUACGAGGAACCAUAUCAGGGCAUUUCUACAAAUGGAACUAUCCGCCAGGGUCUUUUCUCCAUUCAAGAUGAAGGACUACCAGUCGAAGACAUCGUCGCCUCAGUUCAAGGAUUGACCAAACUCCUCAACAAAGAACAACGCAAAGCCCUCUCAUUCCACAUAGGCUCUCCAGAAUGGCGAACAUGGUCCAAUCCCGAAUUACUGCUCGUUCACAAAGGCAUCCGUCUAGACGAAGUCGAGGUUCCCGUCCGAGAUGCCAUCAUGAAAGUCCUCGAGACAACCCUCUCACCCGAAGGAUACGACAAAGCCACUAAAGCAAUGAGAAUCAACCAUUAUCUCGGCGAACUGGUCGAGUCUCCCAAAGCCAUGAAUGAGUUUUCGUACAACUUUGCCAUCUUCGGAAGACCGUCUACUACACGACCAUGGGGCUGGACAUUUUAUGGCCACCAUCUCUGUCUGAAUAUCUUCAUCUACAAGGGCCAGAUUGUCGCUAGCCCAUGGUUCACUGGUGCCGAGCCUAAUGAAAUUGACUCUGGCCCUUACAAGGGCACUCGCAUCCUGCAAGUUGAGGAGACUCUCGGUAUUCAACUCAUGCAAUCCUUACCAUCCGAGGUUCGGCAAAAGGCUCAAACAUAUAAGAAGAUGAACGACCCUGAGAUGCCUCUUGGUCGUACCAACAAAGACGACCAACGACACUUGUGCGGUGCAUACCGCAACAACCGACAAAUUCCAUACGAGGGCGUCCUCGUUUCGGACUUCACCUCCGCACAAAAGGAGCAUGUUUACGGUAUCCUAGAGCAAUACCUCCUUUACCUCCCCAAACGAUCCCGCCAACUCAAGAUUGAGCAAAUCAAGAAAUAUGAGACGGAGACAUACUUCUCAUGGAUCGGCGGCUUCGAGAAUAACGAUCCAUUCUACUACCGUCUACAGAGUCCCGUUAUCCUUGUAGAGUUUGAUCAUCAUUCAGGUGUGUUUUUGACGAAUGAAGAACCCAAGAAAUUCCAUAUUCAUACUUUGCUUCGUACGCCUAAUGCGGGUGACUAUGGAUAUGCGUUGAGACCGUUGAUUCCGCCUGUUGAGAGUACGGUUGCAAAGCAUAUCACUUGGUAG